AUGGCUAUUUCGAACUUUUUAAAUCCUAUCGACGAGCAAAUCAACAAUACAGAAGUUACAACAGAUGAGGAGGGUAUACUACAGGAGAUUUUGGAUGAGCAUCUUAGUGAUCCUACUCAAAAUGAUGAGCAAGAAGAGGAGCCUGAGACUGAAGAGGCUGUUUAUUCAGCCUCUGAUGCUCGCAAUGCCCUUAAAGUUCUGAUUGAGUAUACGUCCCCUUCGCGCCCGAUGUCCCUUGCCACCGCUGCGUGUAGCGGCUACAUCAAUGGCUACGAUGGGGAAGUAAUCAAGCGGACGACGUUCAAGAUGGCAAAGGAUGGGACGGCACAGGGCAUGGCGAGUAGGUCUACGCCGAAGGGGGCGAAGGCGGAUGGAGCGAAAACGGUGUUGCCGGAGGGGGGGAAUGUGUCGAAGAAACUGUUGAUUCUGAGGGAAGAGGGCGUCGGGUUUGAUGAGGGGGAAAGCGUUAAAAGGUGCUUGGGGAUGGGCCGUGGAAAGUGUAGACUGGAUGGGUAG
This is a messenger RNA of Pseudogymnoascus destructans, 516 nucleotides long. RefSeq lists its product as uncharacterized. The transcript is spliced from 2 exons. Lineage: Eukaryota; Fungi; Ascomycota; Leotiomycetes; Thelebolales; Thelebolaceae. Bases 1 to 516 code for a protein of 171 amino acids. The record is from RefSeq and is a predicted model, not a curated record.